Molecule: messenger RNA, 423 nt
Organism: Peronospora matthiolae
Lineage: Eukaryota; Oomycota; Peronosporomycetes; Peronosporales; Peronosporaceae
Source: the annotation of a GenBank genome assembly
AUGGACAAAACAUUUGCCAAAGCCAGUGCAUUGUUCAGCCAGUUCAUUUCCUGGAUCACUUCGACCUCUGGAGUCAAGACUGCACUCUUUCUACAGACUUUUACUACGGUCAUGGACGAAAAGCGCGGGACUUUGAGCUGCAAGACCGAGUGGAAAGAGUUGCAAACACUCGUGGAGAUGCUCGAUACAAAGCGCGACGUGAUUCUAAGUGUUCGAGACGAUAGUGAGCGGAGAGAGCGAGAGCGAAAAACUCGACGCAUGGAAGUUCUCCGUCGUUACACACAAGAAGCUGGUGCACGGACGAAACGUAUCAAGUUCAACAAAGCUGCAAAGGCCGUAAAGUUUCGAUUUGAAAAGACGAUUGACAAGGGAAAAGGUCAAGAGAAAGUGGCGCUGGCACCUGAGCUACAUACUACGAGGUGA